Molecule: messenger RNA, 480 nt
Organism: Schistosoma rodhaini
Lineage: Eukaryota; Metazoa; Platyhelminthes; Trematoda; Strigeidida; Schistosomatidae
Source: the annotation of a GenBank genome assembly
AUGAAAUUACCACGAUCUGGAUCAUUAAUUACAAUAACUUCAAAUAAGUCAGAGAAAAAACAUGGCCAUUUGAAGACAAUGUUGGCAAUCAAAUUUUUUAUAUAUAAUCCAGAAUAUUCUAUUCCAAUUACUUAUCGUUUACAAUUAUCAUUAUUUAAAAAUAUGAAUUGGAAUAAAUUAAUACAAAAAUUACAUGAAAUAACCCAUAAUCAAUUUUCUGGUUUCAUAUUAACUUGGGAUGAUGGAUUUCACAAUUGUAUCAUUACAGAUGUAAAAGAUAUUAUCAAAGCUAUAGAAUAUAUGCAAAUGAAUAGUUUGCCAAAAUCAUUACCAAAUCAAAAUGUAUCUACAACUAAUUCAUCUAAAAAAUCAAGGGAAUAUAGUGAAUUAAUAUUCUUGUUCUUUUUCAGCAUGUGUACAUUUUCUGUUCAAUGUUCAGCAUCAAAAAAAUAUCCAAGACAAUUGAUUAUUGUGGUUUAG